AUGGGUUUCUUUGACGGAUGGGUUGAUUCGAGCAAGACGACUCGGUCCAGCAACUACCGAGGAUCCGGGUCGUUUGCGACGCUCAUGAUUAUCGGACCUACCUGCUUCUUCCUCGGCAUCCUCUUCGCCUCGUUCCCCUACGACUUUCCCCUUCUCUGGAGCAAGGAGCCGCUCGCCGCCGACUUUCUCCCACAGCUUGAGGUGCACCUCAAGUUUAUGCACGCCGCGCCGCCCCUCAUCCACCGCAUGCUGAACAUCAUGGUCUUUGUCGCCUUUGCUGGUCUCCUCAUCAAGCUGUUCCGCCCCUCCGAGGCCAACUUUCUUUUUGACGGCGCCUCCCUGAUCCUCUACGUGAUUGGCGCCGCCACCUACAUGACCAACAUCGUGCGCGGCCUGCGCGCCCUCACCGACGGCGUCUGGGACCAGCCCGAGUUCGCCAAGACGCGUCGCGGCGAGAGCGACGGCGAGUACAUCCUGGGCAAGGAGGACAGCCUGCGCGUCAUGUCGGCCAGCAACACCAUACUCGCCCUGGUCCUCAUCGGUGUCCUGGUGCUCCAGGCCGGCCAGUGGUACGCCGAGAAGCGCGACCGCGACGACGACGAGCCGGCAGAGAAGAAGGAGGCCGGCCGUCCUGCGUCGCCCAAGUCACCCAAGAAGUCAAAAAAGAGAGAUUGA
Cordyceps militaris CM01 is the source of this 675-nucleotide messenger RNA. RefSeq names its product secretory component protein shr3, putative. NCBI's taxonomy places the organism in Eukaryota, Fungi, Ascomycota, Sordariomycetes, Hypocreales, Cordycipitaceae. The coding region runs from base 1 to 675 and encodes 224 amino acids. The transcript is spliced from 2 exons. The record is from RefSeq and is a predicted model, not a curated record. Gene Ontology annotation, cellular component: endoplasmic reticulum membrane. Gene Ontology annotation, biological process: endoplasmic reticulum to Golgi vesicle-mediated transport.